Messenger RNA from Marmota monax (woodchuck), 3264 nucleotides. RefSeq names its product HHIP like 1 (gene Hhipl1). Bases 304 to 2286 code for a protein of 660 amino acids. The record is from RefSeq and is a predicted model, not a curated record. The transcript has 9 exons. Gene Ontology annotation, cellular component: membrane. Lineage: Eukaryota; Metazoa; Chordata; Mammalia; Rodentia; Sciuridae.
AGAGCACGGAGAAAGUGGUGUUCUCCAGAACAGCACAGAGGGAAUGUCAGGAGAGACCGCCUGCAGCCUGCAUCUCGGGGCGUCUGGGCUGAAGGGUGUGUUCCUGAGAGCCGCGGAGCUGCGGGUGGCUGCUGGCUCCUGGUCAGACGAUGCCUCACUGUGCCUCAGCCAGAGGCUGGCAGCAAGCUGGAGGAAGAGGAGGCUGAGGAAUGCUCGCCCUAUGCAGCCCACCUCUAUGACGCCGAGGACCCCUCCACGCCCCUGCGGACGGUGCCGGGGCUCUGCGAGGACUACUGCCUGGACAUGUGGCAGACGUGCCGGGGCCUCUUCCGCCACCUCUCGCCCGACCGCGAGCUCUGGGCCCUGGAAGAGAACCGAGCCAAGUUCUGCCGCUACCUGUCCCUGGAUGACACGGACUACUGCUUCCCACGCCUACUGGUCAACGAGAACCUCAACUUGAACCUGGGCCGAGUGGCGGCCGAUGCCAAGGGCUGCCUGCAGCUGUGCCUGGAGGAGGUGGCCAACGGGCUGCGCAACCCGGUGGCCAUGGUCCACGCCCGGGACGGCACCCACCGCUUCUUCGUGGCCGAGCAGGUGGGGCUGGUGUGGGCCUACCUGGCUGACCGCUCGCGCCUGGAGAAGCCCUUCCUGAACAUCAGCCGCGCCGUGCUCACCUCGCCCUGGGAGGGCGACGAGCGGGGCUUCCUGGGCAUCGCCUUCCACCCCGACUCCCCGCGCAACCGCAAGCUCUACGUCUACUACUCCGUGGGGGUCGGCUUCCACGAGUGGAUCCGCAUCAGCGAGUUCAGAGUCUCCGAGGACGAUGAGAACGCCGUGGACCACGGCUCCGAGAGGAUAAUCCUGGAGAUUGAAGAACCAGCUGCCAACCACAAUGGGGGUCAGCUGCUCUUUGGGGACGAUGGGUACCUGUACAUCUUUACCGGAGAUGGCGGGAUGGCUGGAGACCCCUUCGGAAAGUUUGGAAAUGCCCAAAACAAGUCGGCGCUGCUGGGCAAGGUGCUGCGCAUCGACGUGAACCGCAACGAGCGCGGCCCGCUCUACCGCAUCCCGCCCGACAACCCGUUCGUGGGCGACCCGGCCGCGCGGCCAGAGGUCUACGCCCUGGGCGUGCGCAACAUGUGGCGCUGCUCCUUCGACCGCGGCGACCCGGCGACGGGCGCGGGCCGCGGGCGCCUGUUCUGCGGUGAUGUGGGCCAGAACAAGUUCGAGGAGGUGGACCUGGUGGAGCGCGGCCGCAACUAUGGCUGGCGCGCCCGCGAGGGCUUCGAGUGCUACGACCGCAAGCUGUGCGCCAACGCCUCCCUGGAUGACGUGCUGCCGAUCUUUGCCUACCCGCACAAGAUGGGCAAGUCGGUCACAGGGGGCUAUGUGUACCGGGGCUGCGAGUACCCCAACCUGAAUGGCCUCUACAUUUUCGGGGAUUUCAUGAGCGGGCGUCUGAUGUCCCUCCGAGAAAACCCAGGGACAGGCCAGUGGCGGUACAGUGAGAUCUGCAUGGGCCGUGGCCAGACCUGCGCAUUCCCAGGCCUCAUCAACAACUACUACCCACACAUCAUCUCCUUUGCAGAGGAUGAGGCGGGGGAGCUGUACUUCAUGUCCACGGGCGUGCCAAGUGCCACGGCUGCACGUGGGGUCAUCUACAAGGUCAUCGACCCCUCCCGACGAGCGCCACCCGGCAAGUGUCAGAUCCAUCCCACCCAGGUGAAGGUGAGGAGCCGCCUCAUCCCCUUUGUGCCCAGAGAAAAGUUCAUCCGAACGCCAGAGAGCACCCCACGGCCCACCAAGGCGCCCCGCAGGACCCGUCCCACGGCCGCUCCGCGCACUCCCACCCCGCGGCCGGUCAGGCCCACCCGGCGGCCAGGGGGCCGAAGGGGCGGAGGACGGCGACGGGGGCGGCCGAGCACCGCGGACCCUACGCCCUCCAACGGCGCGGUGCGCCUGGUGCGACCCGCAGGACUGAGCUCCGGCCGAGGACGCGUGGAGGUGUUCGUGGGCGGACGCUGGGGCACCGUGUGCGACGAUGCCUGGGAUACCAAGGCCGCCGCAGUUGUGUGUCGCCAGCUGGGCUUCGCACAUGCAGUGCGCGCAGCAAAGCGUGCGGAGUUCGGCGAGGGCCGCACGCUACCCAUCCUGCUGGACGACGUGCGCUGCGCGGGCAGCGAGCGCAGCCUCCUUGAGUGCGCGCACGCCGGUGUGGGCACGCACAACUGCGGGCACCAAGAGGACGCGGGCGUUGUGUGCAGCCACGAAGACCCGUACUCAUAGCCAAGCCUCGGCUACCCAGCCUGGCCAUCCAGCCGGCAGGCAGCCCAGUGUGCGCCUGGUUAUGCACACGUAUCUAACCGGAGAGGGUGGUGUGGGUGUGUCCCAAGAGGUGGCCUUAUCUGCCUAGCUGUCCUGUUGGACCUGUGUGAGGUGUUGCAGUGCACGUGUGCCCUCGUGUGUCCCUGGCCGUGUGCCUUCUGCAGACUUAAUGCUGGUGUGUUGGGACGGUGUGGUCUGCCAGUGUGUGAUCUUGGGGCAAGAAGAGCUCUUUUUUACUUCCAAGUCUCCAGAUAGCAGCAGGAACACCGUCCUUUAAUGACUGCAUGCAUGAAGACACCUCUGGCCGACUGAAGGAGAGGGCCUGUCCAGCAGUGCAGGAGCAGAGGGUGCCAGACCAGCUGGAGCCUGGCUCAGAGAUGGUGGUCCAAAGAGCAUGGCCCAGUGGCCCAACAGUCCAAGGCACUGGAGAGAACAGAACGCAUGCUGUGGGGCAAAGAGAAGCUGCUCAUGUGGACAGAUCCCGGGUGUCCUGUGGCCAUGUCGGCCCUUUGAGAGGAAGUAAGUAGCCAUCUCAGGAGACAGCUAGCCAGGGGGCACCGGUGAAGUCCCCUGGUCAUCUGGACGUCACUGUCAUGCUAAGCACCUGCAGGUGCUCCAAGGAUAGUUCCUGGCCUCCUCCAGCCCUGAAGCCUGUCCUCUCCUGCUCCUGGGACAGAAGGACCCCAUGCUGAGCAGAGCUUUCCCCUGCAACCUCUCCAAGCACCUGGGCGCCAUUGAGUGGGGGGCCCUGCCCUGCUACUUACAGGGUUGUGUCAGGACCAUCAGGCCACCUCUGUUAUCUCCAUCCCCAUUCCUGCUCUGAAACCCCAAAGACCCUCUGAUUUCUCUAGCCCUACUCAGGGGCCACCAGGCUGGGGGCCAGUGAGACUACUGAGAGCUUGUCCCCAGGACUAUGCCAACAAUGUGACUGUUUACAGA